Monodelphis domestica (gray short-tailed opossum) is the source of this 2309-nucleotide messenger RNA. It is a transcript of the gene DEDD2, whose product is annotated as death effector domain containing 2. Gene Ontology annotation, molecular function: DNA binding; protein binding. Gene Ontology annotation, cellular component: nucleolus. Lineage: Eukaryota; Metazoa; Chordata; Mammalia; Didelphimorphia; Didelphidae. Gene Ontology annotation, biological process: regulation of apoptotic process; apoptotic process; extrinsic apoptotic signaling pathway via death domain receptors. The record is from RefSeq and is a predicted model, not a curated record.
AGGCUGGGGACAAGCCGCCCCACCCUGUGACACUCAGACAGCGACGCCCAACCCCGGGUCCAUUUUGAGUGCCUCCCUUUGGGAAGGGGGAUGAAUCAGGGUGGGCGGGGACAGAGGGGUCCUCCCGCCGUGCCUCCCGGAGUGCCCACAGUCCUCCUGCUCGGGUCCCAGGCAGUUGCAGCAACAAGCCACGAGCUCCACGUCUGGAGACUUAACAGCGCCCCUUGGUCCGGCCCAAUGGUGGGGCCCAGGGGCCAGGGCAGCCCCUGCUGGGAGGAGGAUGAGUGCCUGGACUACUACGGGCUGCAGCCCCUGCACCGCGUGUUCCAGGUGGUGGGCGCCCAGCUGAGCGAGCAGGAGCUUGCCGUGCUCUCCUUUCUCUUGGAAGAGGCUCUGCCGGCGCCCCAGGACAGCCCGCCCGGCCUGGCCCCGCGGGGGGGCCCGCAGCCGGCCCCCUCCCGCUCCGGGCUGGAGCUCCUGCUUGAGCUGGAGAGGAGGGGCCAGUGCGACGAGGCCCGCCUGGGGCCCCUGAAACAGCUGCUUCGGGUGCUGUCCCGCCAGGACCUGCUGCCCAAGCUCUCGCUCAAGCGGAUGCGCCCAGUGUCCCCAGAGCGCCAUAGCUGUAGUCCUUCUGGCUCAGAGACUGAGAGGCCAGAAGGGAACUGCUUGGGUCCAGCCAGCACCACUUCCCCUCGGGCUCAGUGGGAGACAGGUUCACCUCCUGGGAAGAGGCAGAGGCGAAGCCUGGGCCGCUCCAGUGCCAGAGGCAGGAGGCGGCGGGGCCCGCAGGGAGCUUCUCGGGCAAGAAAUCCUGGAUCAUCUUCCACUCCGAACAGAGUGACCUGUGAUAUCCGCCUUCGAGUACGGGCCGAGUACUGUGAGCAUGGGUCGGCCCUGGCCCAGGGGGUGGCGUCCCGGCGGCCCCAGUCACUGGCCCGCCAGCUGGACCUGUUCGGGCAGGCCAUGGCCGUGCUGAAAUCGAGGGACCUGGGUUCCGUGGUGUGUGACAUCAAGUUCUCCGAGCUUUCGUACCUGGAUGCUUUUUGGGGGGACUACCUGAGCGGGGCCCUGCUCCAGGCCCUGCGGGGCGUCUUCCUGACAGAGGCCCUUCGGGAGGCUGUGGGCCGGGAGCCCAUCCGCCUGCUGGUCAGCGUGGACGAGGGGGACUACGAGGCCGGUCGGCGCCGCCUGCUGCUGCUGGGGGGCCAGGCCCCGCCACCCCGCUGACCGGGGCCUCGGACAUCUGGGAGGAGGCGCCGCUGCCCUGCCCGGCCGUCGUCCUCACCUGGCUCCCUCCCCGCCUGGCUUGGGUGUCUGAGAGCCCUGUCCCCACUGUGGGUGGGCUGGUGGGUAGCCCAGGGUGGGGGGCUCCCUCCUCUCUUCUCCCCUCCUCCCCACGAGGAGAGCGUACGUUCAGUGUAGCCGAUGUAGACUUUGUUCCUAGGCCCAUGCCGUCCCUAGCUCCAGCCACCCAGGCCUUCCGAUACCGGCAGCCAGCCCAGCAGGGCCACGGGCAGGGCAGGGAGGCCCUGGGCAUCUCCAGCAAGCACAGGCCACAGAGGCCACCUGGUCCAGCCCCCUUGUUUACUGAUGAGACGGCUGAGGCCCAGAGAGGAGGGAAGGAGACCCAGAGCCCCCAGACCCAGCCUUCGGUGGGGUGCUCAUGGGACCACUCGGGAGCCUGGAUCUCUGCGGGGGCGUCCUCUGGGGUGGGGUAGGGCCUUCAGUCUCCCCAGCUGUAAAGGGAGGGAGUUGGGCUUGUAGGCCGAAGAAGUGCUGGGGUGGGAGGCAGCUUGGAGGCCAUCGAGCCCUGCCCCUCCUUUGAGGAGGCCGGCCGGAGAGGAAGGAACUUGCCCAAGGGCCCUGUCUUCUGGAGUUCUGUCCCCCCCACGGCCCGCCUGGGCCAUGCCGGUUGUUUGGGUGGCUGCCAUGGGGGAGUCGGGAGGCUGGAGAAUGCUGGCCGGGCGGGAUGGGGAAAGCCAGUGAUCCGUCUGGGCGUCUGGAAAAUGGGUUCCAUCUACACGCUGGCACUUGCGGGAACGUUGAGCUUCCUGGUCUGGCUCCGGCCACAGCUUCCCUUGGCUCUGCACUUUGUCUCCGGGAGGAGGCCGAGGCCCAGGCGGAGGCUGGCCUCGAAGCCCGCUGCACACUGUGGGGUGACUGGAGAGUAGCUUCAGGGCUUCUCAGCUCCCACCCCCAGCCACACCAGCCCUGGGGCACAUCUGCGGGCCGCUGGGGGAUGCCGGAUGAGGCCUGGGAGCCGACACCAAUAAAGACGAGGCCUGGGAGAGGCCAAGCUAGGAAUGAAA